Messenger RNA from Aspergillus aculeatus ATCC 16872, 2760 nucleotides. Its product is annotated as E3 ubiquitin-protein ligase. The transcript has a single exon. Bases 166 to 2487 code for a protein of 773 amino acids. NCBI's taxonomy places the organism in Eukaryota, Fungi, Ascomycota, Eurotiomycetes, Eurotiales, Aspergillaceae. The record is from RefSeq and is a predicted model, not a curated record.
AUUUGGUCAUUUCACUGUCAGCUCACCAUCUCCUCUCGCCCACUCCCAAUCAUCCCAUAAUCCACACCACCAUAAUCACAUCCCGGGCUGCUGCCUAGUGCUCUCCAUUUCAGCCUCUUCCCACUAUCAUGUAGCAUUCAGGCUUUCCCAUCGUUCGAUGCGAAAAUGGUGUCGUUCUCCGUUCCCAGCUUCAGAUCCACCCCGACUUCCUCGCCGCUGCGUCCAAACGACAGCAGCACCAACAGCAACACCAACAAUGCCUCCUCCGCUAUGAUCAGCGAACGCGCCCUGCGCAACAACCCUUUCGGAAUCACCUCCCGGACCCGCACGAGCGCCGCCUUGAAACCCGCCGCCGAGGAUUGGAGACGCGAACAAGAAGAGCUCAACCAGGCCUUGCAAUCCCUGGCCCGCAUCUUCCCGGACAUCCGCGUCGAAGUCUUCCGCGAACUCCUGGUCCGAUUCGACGGAACCAGCCGUCUGCAUGUCUGCGUCGAACAGCUCCUAAGACAUAAAGAAGAAUGGGUGGCGGGCCGAUGGAACGUGCCGGGUGGGACAACGGGCAGCACCGCUGAUGGGGGCGCAGCAGCAGCAGUAGAUACUGCGUCGACUGCGACGGCGACUGCCAGCGGAGGUGAUCCCCUCGUCAUCCCUCCCCACGAGCUCUUCCGAUCCCCUCGAUACAAGGCCGCUGUGAAGGCUGCCCUAGCCAAGGAGUUCAGCGCGUUGAGCAAGAGUACGGUAGAGGCGGUGCUGGCGGAAGUAAACUUCUGCUACCUGCGCGCCCGUCCGACCCUCCAGGACCUCUCGCGCAAGACCUGGCGGGCGACGCUCAACAGCUUCCUGCCGUUGUUCAAACGCAGCCGCGAGAAGAAUGAGCAUCCUCUGGUGGUGUGGCAGCGGCCGGCCGCGGCGGAUGGGGAGGCGGUCCCGAGGCUGAAGGAGACGGGCUGCGAGGAGCUGGACCGGGAGUUACACGAGGCACUGCUGGCUCCUUUGCUCCGAACCCGGAGGGAAGAGCAGGAACGCAAGGAUCUGGCGCUGGCAGAGACGCUGAACGAGGACGAGGCCAAGGCGGCGGAGGCGCUGUACGAAUGCGAGUGCUGCUUCGCGGAUGUGACCUUCGAGCAGAUCGCGACGUGCUCGGACAGCAUGCAUGUCAUCUGCUACGGCUGCAUCCGCCGCACCAUCCACGAGGCGCUGUUCGGGCAAGGGUGGAACAAGUCGGUCGACGUCGGCCGCGUGACCCUGAAAUGCAUUGCGCCUUUUGGUGGUGGUGGUGGUGGUAGGCAAGAUCAAGACGGCUGCUGCCAGGGGUCGCUGAGCGCGGCGGUCGUGAAGCGGGCGAUCCAGCUGGACCGCUCCGGCGCGGAGACGUACGCCAAAUUCGAGGCGCGGGUGGCCUCCGACGCCCUGCGCAAGUCGCAGCUCAAGCUCAUCCACUGUCCCUCGUGCGCCUACGCCGAGGUCGACCCGAUCCACCACCCGUCGUCCGCGCUGGUUUGGCGCUUCCGCGGCGAGGGCCUCAUCUCCAGUUUCAUUAUCGCCGUGUUCAUCCUCGACCUGAUCCCCCUCCUGCUCAUUCCGGUCACAGUCAUGUACCUGCUCAACCCGGCCGCGAUCCGCGCGACCUUCCGCACCGCCCUGCUCAACACCACCCUCCGCACCCGGCCCAAACGCUUCACCUGCGCCAACCCUGCCUGCCAGCGCGUCAGCUGCAUCGCCUGCCAGAAACCCUGGCGCGACCCGCACGUCUGCCACGAACCGCUGCUGUUGGACCUGCGCGCCACCGUCGAGGCCGCCCGCACCGCGGCGGUCAAGCGCACCUGCCCGCGCUGCGGGCUGUCGUUCGUCAAAUCCACCGGCUGCAACAAACUCACCUGUGUCUGCGGCUACUCGAUGUGUUAUCUGUGUCGCAAAGCGCUGACUUCGACGUGGACUGGUGGGCUGGGUGGUGGACGUGAGCGCAACCGCCGUCGAGCACCAGCGGCUCGUCGCCGCCACAACGCAGAGAACAUCCCCUUGCACCAACGGAACUUUCCAGCUCAACCCCACAACCCUGACCCUGACUCCGAAGCCGAAGACGAAGUCGUCGUCGAUGACGACGAAGAAGAGGAAGAAGAGCUAGAAGGCUACAAACACUUCUGCCAGCACUUCCGCAUCAACCCAGGCGCCCGCUGCACCGAAUGCACCAAGUGCGAGCUCUACCAGGACGAAGACGAGGAGGCCGUCGCCCGCCGCGCCGGCGAGAAGGCCGAGCGCGAAUGGCACGCUCGCCACCGCGGCACGGCGACCGCUGCCGCCGCGGGCGCGUUGCAUGUGAAUCGGGAUUUCUCGGUGCGGUCGUCAAAGGAGGGUUUAGGCAGAGGGCCGAAAUGGUCGUGGACGUAUCUGGUGGAGGAGGUUUGGAGCGAGGGCCGGUGGAAGGUCGAGGCCCAGGCGUUUGUGGAUUGGGUGGUGGAUUGCGUGGUUGUUGUGGAGGAGGGUUAGUUUGGUUUCGGGGUUAUGAUGUGAUGAUUGAUGACUGCACUGCGUUUUUGUUUCCGUGGUGGUUUUGGGGUGGGGGGCUUGAUGUUGGAUAUUUGUGCCCUCGAGGGAUUAAGAGAUAGAGCUAGGAAGCGGUGCGGUUGUUUUUGAGCUUUGAGCCUUAUGCUUUGUAAUGAGAUAUUACACUGUGCUAUCUUAGUAGGCAACAGGGACCUGUGCUUGUUGUCCCUUCGCACCUCAAUACUUGCCGUAGAGAACGGGAGAAGUUGGCUGGUC